Messenger RNA from Mercurialis annua (annual mercury), 2834 nucleotides. Its product is annotated as general transcription and DNA repair factor IIH helicase subunit XPB1. The record is from RefSeq and is a predicted model, not a curated record. The coding region runs from base 84 to 2393 and encodes 769 amino acids. The transcript has 20 exons. Gene Ontology annotation, cellular component: nucleotide-excision repair factor 3 complex; transcription preinitiation complex; transcription factor TFIIH holo complex. Lineage: Eukaryota; Viridiplantae; Streptophyta; Magnoliopsida; Malpighiales; Euphorbiaceae. Gene Ontology annotation, molecular function: hydrolase activity; DNA binding; ATP binding. Gene Ontology annotation, biological process: nucleotide-excision repair; transcription initiation at RNA polymerase II promoter.
CAUCUCUAUCUAUUUAUAUCCUUUGAUACAAAUAAUUUGAAGCUUAAACUGUAAUUGGAAUUAAAUUCAGAAGAAAUUGAAACAUGGGUCAUGGUGAAAAGGGUAGACACAGUAAGAAGCACAAAUCCUCUAAGGACGAUCAUAGGAGCACAAAUGUGGAAGAUGAAGAUGUUUAUUACGGUGAAGAUAUGGAGGAUGAUCGUCUGGAUGAUAGGGAGGGGAAAAAGAGAGAUUUUAGUAAAUUGGAAUUGAAAGUUGACCAUGCGAAUCGGCCUUUGUGGGCGUGUGCUGAUGGUAGGAUUUUUCUUGAAACUUUCUCGUCUCUAUACAAACAAGCGUAUGAUUUCCUCAUAGCUAUUGCUGAGCCAGUUUGCAGGCCGGAGUCGAUGCAUGAAUAUAAUUUGACCCCUCAUUCGUUAUAUGCUGCGGUUUCAGUGGGUCUUGAAACUGAAACCAUUAUAUCCGUUUUGAAUAAGUUGUCUAAAACAAAGUUGCCUAAAGAGAUGAUUGAAUUUAUACAUGGUUCUACUGCAAAUUAUGGCAAAGUGAAGCUUGUGCUUAAAAAGAAUCGCUACCUUGUUGAAUCACCGUUUCCAGAGGUAUUGAAGAGGCUGUUGCAAGACGAGGUUAUAUCUCGAGCCAGACUUACAACUGAGGCAUAUGAAAAUGAUGCUUUCACCAUUAGCAAAACUGCAGGAGAAAUUGGAAAUAGUCAUGAUGAGUUGCUUAAUGAAGCAGAAUUGGCAGCUGCAGCAGAAGAGAAAGAAACUCACUCAUUUGAGAUUGAUCCUUCUCAGGUUGAAAAUGUAAAGCAGCGAUGCUUGCCAAAUGCUUUAAAUUAUCCAAUGCUGGAGGAGUAUGACUUCAGAAAUGAUACUAUAAACCCUGAUCUGGAGAUGGAACUGAAGCCUCAUGCUCAACCACGACCAUACCAGGAAAAGAGUUUAAGUAAAAUGUUUGGAAAUGGUAGAGCAAGGUCUGGCAUCAUAGUACUUCCUUGUGGUGCUGGGAAGUCCCUAGUUGGUGUUUCUGCAGCUUGCAGAAUCAAGAAAAGUUGCCUGUGUUUGGCAACAAAUGCCGUGUCUGUGGAUCAAUGGGCUUUUCAGUUUCAGCUGUGGUCAACCAUACGAGAGGAACAAAUUUGUAGAUUCACAUCUGACAGUAAAGAAAGAUUCCAUGGCAAUGCUGGGGUCGUUGUAACAACAUAUAACAUGGUUGCUUUUGGUGGUAAACGAUCUGAAGAAUCUGAAAAGAUAAUUGAAGAGAUAAGGAACAGAGAAUGGGGACUUCUUCUAAUGGACGAGGUCCACGUGGUGCCUGCUCAUAUGUUUCGUAAAGUUAUCAGCAUCACCAAAUCCCACUGUAAACUUGGGCUCACUGCAACACUUGUAAGAGAGGAUGAAAGGAUUACGGAUUUGAACUUCCUUAUUGGUCCCAAAUUGUAUGAAGCAAACUGGUUGGAUUUAGUAAAAGGAGGAUUUAUAGCAAAUGUGCAGUGUGCUGAAGUAUGGUGUCCAAUGACUAAAGAGUUUUUUGCUGAAUAUCUGAAAAAGGAGAACUCCAAGAAGAAGCAGGCACUGUAUGUGAUGAAUCCCAAUAAGUUCAGGGCAUGUGAGUUUCUGAUACGUUUUCAUGAACAGCAACGUGGUGAUAAGAUAAUUGUGUUUGCUGACAAUCUUUUUGCACUUACGGAAUAUGCUAUGAAACUUCGCAAACCUAUGAUUUAUGGUGCUACCAGCCAUGCUGAGAGGACUAAAAUUCUUCAGGCUUUUAAAACUAGCAAGGAUGUGAACACGGUCUUUCUGUCAAAGGUGGGUGAUAAUUCUAUAGAUAUUCCCGAGGCAAAUGUGAUCAUCCAGAUCUCUUCACAUGCUGGUUCUAGACGACAAGAAGCCCAGCGAUUAGGACGUAUUCUUAGGGCAAAGGGUAAGCAUCAAGAUAGGAUGGCUGGUGGAAAAGAAGAGUACAAUGCGUUUUUCUAUUCCCUUGUUUCUACUGAUACUCAGGAGAUGUACUAUUCGACAAAAAGGCAGCAGUUUCUGAUUGAUCAAGGUUACAGCUUUAAGGUGAUAACAAGUUUACCUCCUCCUGAUACUGGUGCUGAUUUAAGCUACUACCAUCGUGAUGAGCAAUUGGCGCUGCUUGCAAAGGUGCUGAAUGCUGGUGAUGACGCAGUUGGCUUGGAGCAGUUAGAUGAAGAUGCCGAUGACAUAGCCCUUCAUAAAGCUCGUCGCAUGAUGGGAUCAAUGAGUGCAAUGUCUGGUGCAAAGGGGAUGGUUUAUAUGGAAUACAGUACUGGACGAAACAGACUUGCUGGCCAGGGUCAGCUUAAGAGUAUGAAACCCAAGGAUCCAACCAAGCGUCAUCAUUUGUUCAAAAAACGCUUCGGCUAAGACAACUAGCAAUUAUAUUGUUACUGUCGUCCAGUAACAAUCUACCCAGAGGGGAUGUAUUUCCUGUGGUAUUAUCAGAAAAGUUCGUGUCCAAUGAAUGAGAAUGAGGACCCUCUUCCUUCGAUGAUAUCGAUGGUGGUUAUGAACAGGCCUAACCCGAACGACUAGGAUUUCCUCAUCAAAUAUCUCUCAUUUCAGUUUCCUUUUUGCUCCACGUAAGGUAUGCGGAGAGAGCUAAUUUUCAUCUCUUCUCUUCAAAACGACUUGUUCAGAGCUGUAUUUUUGUUUGUAAAUGUAAAGCGUCAUAUAGUGUCUGAUUGCGAAACAUAUAACAUCGAUGAUGGUUAUGUUAAUGUCAUAUUGGAAAAAUACAUCCAUGUUCAAAGGUCUCUUUAUGUAGCACGAUAACUGUUGAAAAAGAGGUGAAACGGUUUUUUUUAA